AGAUUAAGAAAACCUCAAUAGAUUUAGUCACCCCUGCAACGAUUACAAAAUUUUUUCGAAAAGCAUUCAUUGAAAUUGCAAUGGACAAAAAAUUACUAACUGAACUUCUCCAAAUUUUCUAUAUGUAUAUAACUUGUGCAUAACACAAACCAAUAUAGACUCGUUAAAACUAAAAAAGCAUUAUGAAAAAAAUUAAGUAACCAAAAAAAAAAAAAAAAAAAAAAAUGGCGCGCAAAACCAAAAAGCUUUAACAUAAACCCUAAUUUUAGGGUUUAAUAUUAUCCAGACAAUCUCUUUCCUCUCAUUCUCUACUCUCAAAUCCUUUCCAUUUCCCCCCAUUUUUCAAUGGAAUGAACAUCCAUUCCUUCAAUUGCAACCUCCUUCCUUCAAAUCCUUCUUCCAUGGCUUUCUCUACCGCCGGCAUUCGCCUCUUCCGCUGCUACAACCACCAUUUAUGGCGGUCCCCUAGUUUCUCGAAGCUUCGGCCAUUUUCGGAGCUCCGUUUCUUCUCUGUUAAAAAUCCUCGGCGUCCAACGAUUCAAGCAAAGCGAAGGGAGGAGAGUGAAGCAGGGGCUGUUAAUGGAGAAGAUGGUAGUGGUAGUGUUUCUCUUUUGGAUAGGGGUAUUAGUGGUGAGAGGAUUGUACCUACUGAGCUUCAUAAGGAGGCUACUGAGGCUUAUAUGGCGUAUGCUAUGUCGGUUUUGCUCGGACGAGCUUUGCCCGAUGUUCGUGAUGGACUUAAGCCUGUUCAUCGGAGAAUUCUAUUUGCAAUGCAUGAAUUGGGCCUUUCAUCUAGAAAACCUUUCAAAAAGUGUGCUAGAGUUGUCGGAGAGGUCUUAGGAAAAUUUCAUCCGCAUGGAGAUGUUGCUGUUUACGAGUCAUUGGUGCGAAUGGCACAGGAUUUCUCUCUAAGGAGCCCACUCAUUCAAGGACAUGGAAAUUUUGGUUCAAUUGAUUCUGAUCCUCCUGCUGCAAUGCGAUACACAGAAUGUAGACUACAAGCAUUAACUGAAGCAAUGUUGUUGGCGGAUUUAGACCUAAAUACUGUAGAUUUUGUUCCUAACUUCGAUAGCUCACAGCAAGAGCCAUCACUGCUUCCUUCUCGUAUACCAAAUUUAUUGUUGAAUGGUUCUUCUGGAAUAGCGGUAGGAAUGGCUACUAAUAUCCCCCCUCAUAAUCUUGGAGAGUUGGUCGAUGCACUUUCUGUGUUGAUUCAUAAUCCAGAGGCUACACUUCAGGAGCUGUUGGAAUCCAUGCCAGCACCUGAUUUUCCGACUGGAGGUCUUAUUAUGGGUAACCUUGGAAUCCUUGAUGCAUAUCGGACCGGGAAAGGACGCAUUGUCAUAAGAGGAAAGACUGAGAUAGAACAAUUCGAUUCUAAGACUAAACGUACAGCUAUUAUUAUAAAAGAGAUACCAUACCAGACAAACAAAGCCACUCUAGUUGAGAAGAUAGCUGAACAUGUUGAAAAUAAGAAUCUAGAAGGAAUAAGUGACAUCCGUGACGAAAGUGAUCGUUCUGGGAUGCGUAUAGUGAUUGAGUUGAAGCGGGGAGCUGAACCGUCAGUUGUUCUAAAUAACUUGUACCGUCUUACUGCACUUCAGUCCAGCUUCAAUUGCAACAUGGUUGGGAUUCUUAAUGGACAACCUAAACUGAUGGGCUUGAAAGAGUUGCUUCAGGCAUUUCUUGAAUUUAGGUGCUCAGUUGUUGAAAGACGUGCUCAGUUUAAGCUUUCACAAGCACAGGCGAGACAGCAUAUUGUGGAGGGUAUCAUUGUGGGGCUUGAUAAUUUAGAUGAAAUUAUUCAAGUAAUCAGGAAAGCAUCAAGCAAUGCAAUGGCAUCAGCAGAUUUGAUGAAUAAGUAUAGUUUGUCUCAGAAACAAGCUGAAGCUAUAUUGGAUAUUAAUCUAAGAAAGCUUACUGUUCUUGAGAGAAACAAAUUUGUUGAUGAGGGUAAAUCGCUGAUGGAACAAAUCUGUAAAUUGGAAGAGUUAUUGUCGAGCAAGAAACAAAUUCUUCAGUUAAUUGAACAAGAGGCUAUUGAACUGAAGAACAAGUUCGCAACUCCCAGGCGCUCCAUGCUGGAUGAUGACGAAGGUGGUCAGGUGGACGACAUUGAUGUUAUUCCCAAUGAAGAAGUGAUCUUGGCUAUCAGUGAAAAGGGUUAUGUUAAGAGAAUGAAACCCAAUACAUUUGCUGCUCAAGGACGUGGAACUAUAGGUAAAUCUGUUGGGAAAAUGCGAGUGAAUGACAUGAUGUCUGACUUCCUUGUCUGCCAUGCUCAUGAUCAUAUACUUUACUUCAGUGAUAAGGGUAUCGUUUACUCUUCCCGUGCAUAUAAAAUUCCAGAAUGUACACGCACUGCUGCCGGCACACCAUUGAUACAGAUCUUGUCAUUGUCAGAUGGUGAAAGAAUAACAUCCAUCAUUCCCGUGGGUGAAUUUGUUGAUGACCAAUAUCUAGUAAUGCUCACAGCCAAUGGGUACAUCAAGAAAGUGUCACUGAACUAUUUCUCAUCAAUCAGAUCAACAGGAAUAAUCGCUAUACAGUUGGUUCCAGAUGAUGAAUUGAAAUGGGUACGGUGUUGCACAAAUGAUGACCUAAUUGCAAUGGCUUCCCAAAAUGGAAUGGUCAUUCUUAGCUCUGGUGAUACUAUUCGAUCCCUUGGAAGAAAUACAAGAGGUACAACUGCCAUGAAACUAAAAAAUGGGGAUAAGAUGGCAAGCAUGGAUAUCAUACCUGCAACAUUUAGAAAAGAGUUGGACCAAAAUGUAGAUGAAUAUGGUAUAUGGAAGAAGGGAACGAGUGGUCCAUGGCUUCUUUUUGUUUCAGAAAGCGGCUAUGGGAAGCGGGUUCCAUUGAGCAGCUUCCGCCUGUCACCCCUAAAUAGGGUUGGUUUGAUUGGAUAUAAAUUUGCAUCUGAAGACCAAUUAGCUGCUGUUUUUGUAGUAGGAUUUUCACUCUCAGAAGAUGGAGAAAGUGAUGAACAUAUCAUCUUGGUUAGCCAGAGCGGAACCAUCAACAGGAUUAAAGUUCGUGAUAUCUCGAUACAAUCACGUUAUGCCAGGGGUGUUAUUCUCAUGCGGCUUGAUCAUCUUGGGAAGAUUCAGUCAGCGUCUUUGAUUUCUUCAGCAGUAGGUGAGCCUGAUGAAGAUGAAGUUGUUCAACUACUAGGUGAAAUUGCUGGAUGAGGAGUUCAAACACUGUAUUAUAUACAGAAAGAUUGUCAUUUUUUGUAUUGGAUCUGUAUAUAAAUUAAGAAACUGUGGUUUUGGUGCAUACUAGUAUAUAACAUGUCUUCUGGUGUCACGUUGCAGUUUGUUUUAGUCCUAAUCUACCUUGUUUAUUUUUUUGUA
Messenger RNA from Chenopodium quinoa (quinoa), 3356 nucleotides. RefSeq names its product DNA gyrase subunit A, chloroplastic/mitochondrial-like. The coding region runs from base 351 to 3191 and encodes 946 amino acids. Gene Ontology annotation, biological process: DNA topological change. The record is from RefSeq and is a predicted model, not a curated record. Lineage: Eukaryota; Viridiplantae; Streptophyta; Magnoliopsida; Caryophyllales; Amaranthaceae. Gene Ontology annotation, molecular function: DNA topoisomerase type II (double strand cut, ATP-hydrolyzing) activity; DNA binding; ATP binding. The transcript is spliced from 27 exons. Gene Ontology annotation, cellular component: chromosome; cytoplasm; DNA topoisomerase type II (double strand cut, ATP-hydrolyzing) complex.